This is a messenger RNA of Coniophora puteana RWD-64-598 SS2, 333 nucleotides long. RefSeq lists its product as uncharacterized. NCBI's taxonomy places the organism in Eukaryota, Fungi, Basidiomycota, Agaricomycetes, Boletales, Coniophoraceae. The transcript has 3 exons. The coding region runs from base 1 to 333 and encodes 110 amino acids. The record is from RefSeq and is a predicted model, not a curated record.
AUGCGCCUUGAUGCACCUAAGCCGGUGAAGGGUACCAGGGAGUGUCUCAAGGCUCUCAAGGCAGACGAUGAAGAGACCUACAUGAAGCUCAUUGAUUCCGCCAAGGAUACCCGUAUCACCCACCUGCUUAGACAAACGGAUGCAUAUCUCGACUCUCUUGCUCAGGCUGCCACCAUUGGGCGGAAAGGGUGCCCGGCGCGCACGGCUGCAGAUGUUGUUCAAACGGACCAAUACCCGAUCAUCGGAUACCUGCAACACGGGCGGCACUGUAUGGCGGCCACCCCCUAUCCCCGUUCUCACAACGUUCGAUCGUCACAUUCCCAAAUGGCAUAA